CGCCCCUCAACCCCGUCCUCUCCGGCCCCUGCACAGCCUCUCUCGCUCAGAAGCUCAGAUCGCCUCCCGUCCAGGUUGACCAGGGUGGGUGACACCCCUCGGGUCUCAGCACCAUGCCAGGCACUAUGGAGACACUGCGGUUUCAGCUGCUGCCCCCUGAACCCGAUGAUGCCUUCUGGGGCGCACCCUGUGAACAGCCCCUGGAGCGCAGAUACCAGGCACUGCCGGCCCUCGUCUGCAUCAUGUGCUGUUUGUUUGGAAUCGUCUACUGCUUUUUCGGUUACCGUUGCUUCAAGGCAGUGCUCUUCCUUACGGGGCUGCUGUUUGGCUCAGUGGUCAUCUUCCUGCUAUGCUACCGAGAGCGGGUGCUGGAAACGCAGCUGAGUGCUGGGGCAAGCGCAGGCAUCGCACUAGGCAUUGGGCUGCUCUGCGGGCUGGUGGCCAUGCUGGUGCGCAGCGUGGGCCUCUUCCUGGUGGGGCUGCUGCUCGGUCUGCUGCUCGCCGCUGCCGCCCUGCUGGGCUCUGCACCCUACUACCAGCCAGGCUCUGUGUGGGGCCCACUGGGGCUGCUGCUGGGGGGCGGCCUGCUCUGUGCCCUCCUUACCCUGCGCUGGCCGCGUCUACUCACCACCCUGGCAACCGCCGUGACAGGGGCAGCACUCAUUGCCACGGCAGCGGACUACUUUGCUGAGCUGCUUCUGCUAGGCCGUUAUGUGGUGGAGCGACUGCGGGCUGCUGCUGUACCCCCCCUCUGCUGGCGGAGCUGGGCCCUGCUGGCACUCUGGCCCCUGCUCAGCCUGAUGGGCGUUCUGGUGCAGUGGAGGGUGACCACCGAGAGGGACUCCCACACAGAAGUGGUCAUCAGCCGGCAGCGAAGACGUGUACAACUGAUGCGGAUUCGACAGCAGGAAGAGCGCAAGGAAAAGCGGAGGAAGAAGAGACCCCCUCGAGCUCCACCCAGAGGUGCUCGGGCUCCUCCAAGGCCUGGACCCCCCGAUCCUCCUUAUAGACGCAGGCCAGUGCCCAUUAAACGCUUCAAUGGAGAUGUCCUGUCCCCGAGCUACAUCCAGAGUUUCCGGGACCGGCAGACAGGGAGCUCCUUGAGCUCUUUCAUGGCCUCGCCUACAGAUACGGACUAUGAGUAUGGAUCCCAGGGGCCACUGACAGCCUGCUCAGGCCCCCCUGUGCGGGUGUAA
Dipodomys ordii (Ord's kangaroo rat) is the source of this 1196-nucleotide messenger RNA. It is a transcript of the gene Tmem198, whose product is annotated as transmembrane protein 198. Gene Ontology annotation, cellular component: plasma membrane; cytoplasmic vesicle. NCBI's taxonomy places the organism in Eukaryota, Metazoa, Chordata, Mammalia, Rodentia, Heteromyidae. The transcript is spliced from 5 exons. The record is from RefSeq and is a predicted model, not a curated record. Bases 114 to 1196 code for a protein of 360 amino acids. Gene Ontology annotation, biological process: positive regulation of canonical Wnt signaling pathway.